Molecule: messenger RNA, 666 nt
Organism: Auanema sp. JU1783
Lineage: Eukaryota; Metazoa; Nematoda; Chromadorea; Rhabditida; Rhabditidae
Source: the annotation of a GenBank genome assembly
AUGGAUGUAUUCCUGAAUCAGAAGAUAACAUGGGCAUUCGUGGUCUUCAUGCCAUACAAGAUGUGUUUCUCGGCUAUUGGUCAAAUUAUAUAUGGAAUUCUUAUGGCUCUUUGCCUAGCACUCACAGUGACGUCCAUGUUUACACCUGGCUGGAGAGACUUUAGUGAUCAAUUGCAAGAUGACUUGAAAAACUUAGAAAUACCAAAAGCUCAAGGAAUUUUACCCUUUGCUUGCUCAUUCCCUGGGGAAACAAAUAAACCACAGGGAGGAAUGAGUGAUAAGGACUACUGUAAAUUAUGGUGGAAGAAUUUGGGUGAUUGGGAGAGGGUAGUUAUUGUUUUCAUGGGCUUGGCAAUCAUAACGGAACUAAUAGCUUUGGUGUGGAACUUAUUCAGCUGUUGUGCAUGCUGCUGCAAGAAAUAUCUUCUUCAUCCAUUAUCACCUUUGUCCUUCUUCGUUGUCCUGUUUCUCGCAGUUGCAGUCAUUGUUUACGCCGUAAACAACAAACAUGCAUACGAUAACAUACAAGACUUCCAUGAUAUACAAGAUAAAAUGACUAGUGAAGUUGGAUAUUCGUUCUGGCUAGCUGUAGGUGCACUGGGUAUAGCCAUAAUCGAUACUAUCGUUGCAUCCAUAACAGUCUUCUGCGGUGAGAGAUGUUGUUAA